GCUCCUCCACGGCCGCCCGCCCGCACCCCGUGCUCCCAGGACCCGGCGGACGCGCCGCGCCCCUGCUCCUCCUCGCCGCUGCCGCCGCGCGCGCGUUCCAGGGCUCUGGAGGCCAAGGGCAUGAUGCUUCAGGUCCUGGUAGGGGCUGUCCUCCCUGCCAUGCUGCUGGCCGCACCCCCACCCAUCAACAAGCUGGCCCUGUUCCCGGACAAGAGUGCCUGGUGUGAAGCCAAGAACAUCACGCAGAUUGUGGGUCACAGCGGCUGUGAGGCCAAGUCCAUCCAGAACAGGGCGUGCCUGGGACAGUGUUUCAGCUACAGCGUCCCCAACACCUUCCCGCAGUCCACAGAAUCCCUGGUGCACUGUGAUUCCUGCAUGCCGGCCCAGUCCAUGUGGGAGAUAGUGACCUUGGAGUGCCCAGGCCAUGAGGAGGUACCCCGAGUGGACAAGCUGGUGGAGAAGAUUGUACACUGUAGCUGCCAGGCCUGUGGCAAGGAGCCCAGUCACGAGGGGCUCAAUGUGUACGUGCAGAGCGAGGAUGGGCCGGGCUCCCCGCCGGGCCCGCACCCCCACCCGCACCCCCACCCCCACCCGCACCCCCACCCCCACCCGCACCCUGGCGGGCAGACCCCCGAGCCUGAGGAGCCUCCUGGAGUCCCCCACACGGAGGAAGAGGGGCCUGAGGACUGAGGGCCCCCAGCUCUUCCUUCCCUCUCAUCCCCUGUGGAAUGUUGGGUCCCACCCUCUGGGGAAGAGGGAGGGGAGAGGCUGAAGCCCUCCCCCCUUUGGCACUGGAUGGACUUGGAUUCAGACUUGGACUUGGAAUGCUGCCCGGUUGCCAUGGAGAUCUGAAGGGAGGGGUUUGGAGCCAAGCUGCACAAUUUAAUAUAUACAAGAUGGGGGGGGGGAGGAAGCAGAGACCUUCAGAGCUCUUUUUGGGAAGGGGGGUGCUCCUUCCUUUCUGCUUUCUAGACACAUGCCCUUGGGGUGAGAGGUAGUGAGCUAAGCUGCUGAGGAGGAGUGAGGCCCUCCAAGAUGGCAGGCCCAAGCCAGGGCCCUGAACAACCUCAUGUGGGGCAGGAUUCCCCAGGGGUGAGUGGAGGGUGGGCACCGUGCCAGCAUCCACCUUGCAGUAGGGGCCAGGCCAGGAAGACUGCUGGCAGAAGCAGGAAGCCCCAUCCCACAGUCUCCCCGUCCUCAGGAAAGCAGGCCCCUCAGUGCAGUGGUUUGGGGAGUCAGGCUGGGCAGGACCCUGCUGACUCAGGUGCCGGACCGUCGCUGGAGAAGAGUGUGGUCCGGAGAUGUCUCAGCAUCCCCCACCUCCCAAGUCUGAGGUCCCUGGGAAGCUGUUGGGACCAGUCCCACCGUCCUGGGGAAGAUCCUUCUGCGUAUGACACGGUGAUGGCUGGGGUUUGUCUCCUGCUUCCCGGGGUCCUCUGGGGACCAUAGUGGACAUGAGACCUAUGCUGACCUCGGCCUCUCUCUGGUUCCCCCUUCCACCCCUCCUCCCUCCCAGCUGCACUUUAUCCCUAGAGGGGUGUGGGAGCUGGGGUGGGGCAGGUGGUGAGGAAGAGCCUUCAUUCCCCAGGUCUGCCCGAGUACCUGUUUAUGCCCAGGGAACUGCCAACCCAACCACUGCCCUGGGGGUGCCCAGCCCAUUGAUAUUUGACGAGAGCUUUGAGCUUGUAACCAGUAGCCAUCUCCUCCGACCUGAGUGUCCUCAUGAAUAAAUGCCUUUAACGCCUG
Jaculus jaculus (lesser Egyptian jerboa) is the source of this 1746-nucleotide messenger RNA. RefSeq names its product NBL1, DAN family BMP antagonist (gene Nbl1). Gene Ontology annotation, biological process: animal organ morphogenesis. NCBI's taxonomy places the organism in Eukaryota, Metazoa, Chordata, Mammalia, Rodentia, Dipodidae. The transcript is spliced from 4 exons. The record is from RefSeq and is a predicted model, not a curated record. Gene Ontology annotation, molecular function: BMP binding; receptor ligand activity. The coding region runs from base 121 to 690 and encodes 189 amino acids.